CCGGCCAUUCCUAACUUGCUCCAGAGCCAUGUCUUCACAGACACCCCUAUCCGAUCCCUUGACAACCCAAGAAAAACUCCUCCUUUCCCAGGCAGUCUAUAAACUCGGAGCAUUCAGCUGGGCAGAGGUCAGCAGCCUUUUGUUAGAUCAUCCUUGUAUCAAGGAUGCUACACCGCAUGCGAGACCGGCAAAGCUUUUCACGCCAGAGAGAUGUGAGGGGAUAUACAAGGAACUAAUGGGUGCUAUCGGGAUUAAUGUGCCUGCGCCGGAUGGUAUCAAGCCACAUGCCAAAUCGCACCUUCGUCUAGCCCAAAACUACUAUAUAGCCCGUCUAACGGAACUGCAAAACGAAAUAUCAUCAUACGAAACCCGCUUCACCUCUCUCAUGUCUGAAAUUACUGCCCUCAAGAAAGGAGAAUUGGAUGAACAACUGCGUGAAGAGAUUAAGGCUGGGUUAGAAAGAAAGUAUGGUAAAAAGGCCGUUGAAGAGUGGAUGCCUGGAAAGGCUGAGAUCCAGAAAGCAGUCGAGGAUGGGCCUGUGAAAGAGGGUGAAGUAGACCCAGAACUUGCGAAGAAGGAGAAGGAAGAGAAACAAAAGGAUGUGGAAGAGCCUAGAAAGGGUGUUGAAAUUGUGGGCGCUUCAACUUUGGAAGAGAACCCAGCUGUUUCUGUUUUGGGGAAGCAGGAGGGACCGUCAAAAUCAUUAAAGCCUGAAUUCCUUGAAUCAAAAGUAAAAAACCCGAUAGAACAGAUGAAGACGCCCGAUGCAUCGCGCGCCACUCUUUCUCCGCAGCCAUCACCACUUUCGCCCGCUCCUUCCGACCACUCUCCUUCCCGAUCUGUCAAGACUGCUGCCGAUGAGGAAAAAGAGGAGGAGGAUGCAGAGAAAGAGGAAGAAAAAGGAGAAGGGGAGCAGGACGAGGAAGUCGUACCCGAGAAGAAGACUAAUAAGCGUAAAGCCGUCUCACAACCCAAGGGUGCACCUCCUACCAAGCGAAAUAGUCGACGCGGCGCUGUCACCGAGGAACCCGAAGAAUUCGAAGCGGGAGAGGCUGCAGAAGAAGAAGAAGAAGAAGGAGGAGGAGCCGAGGAAAAGGAGGAGGAACCACCUACAACUCGUGGCCGUCGUUCCAAACGUUCUUCCCUGACCAAACCAUCUGCUUCUCCUUCUUUACCUCCCAAAGAUACUUCACCUGCUAUAUCCCGGCGCGCUCCAUCUGUCUCCUCUACAACUUCUGCUGCUACACCAGGAGGUGAGGGGGAACGAAGAAGUUCAAGACGUGCGGCUGCCCCUGCUGCAGGUAGGCGGGGAAUGAGGGACGAUGUAGUUUCUAAAUCAGUCCGAGGUCAGACUGCCGAUGCGGCGGACGCGGAUGAUGGACCCCCAACUCCAACUGCGGCAGAGGAACAUGAGCCUGAAAUACGUAAAUCGACCCGAGCCUCGCGCCGGAAAUCUGGUCUCCCCGAACAGCAGCAACAAGCUGCGGCCACGCCAACCCCUGUUGAACGUGAGCGUCGAGGAACUCGGGCCACUACACGAAACCUUCGCGAGUCGGUCGAAAAUGAGCACGCUUCAGCAAACAACGACGAUCAUGAUGACCAUGAUGAUGACGACACCACCAAUAACAAUGAUGACGAUAUGGAAAAUCCUGAUCCAGACUCUCCCACUGCCCCAACGCCCAACAACAGCAUCAAGGAAAAAGGCAAGAAAUCGUCCAAACCAUUCUUGUUCUCCCUCCUCGAGGCGAUGGCUUCCCACAGAUUCGGCACGAUCUUUGAGUCCCCAGUCAGGAAAUCUGAUGCUCCGGAUUAUUAUUCGGUGAUCAAGAGACCUAUGGACUUGAAGACAAUCAAAGGGAAGAUCAAGGAUGGGAGGAUCGAGCGGAUUGACGAGCUUGAGAGGGAUGUGCUUCUCAUGUUCUCGAAUGCGAUGAUGUACAAUGCUCCUGAUUCUCAAGUCUACGAAAUGGCCAAAGAGAUGAUGAAGGAUUGUGAAGGACAUUUUGCGCACUUCAGGAACAUGGAAAUGGAAUUGGAUAAUGAAGGGUAGAGAAGUGACAAGCCUGGAAAGUGAGCCAUGGAUUGAAGGACUUCUUUUUAUGGGAGAAUAAUGGGGGGUCGGAUUUUGUAACUGUUCGUCAUUCGUCCUAGUCUCAUGUAUUUCAAGUCGCGUGUAA
Molecule: messenger RNA, 2177 nt
Organism: Cryptococcus deneoformans JEC21
Lineage: Eukaryota; Fungi; Basidiomycota; Tremellomycetes; Tremellales; Cryptococcaceae
Exons: 5
Coding region: 29-2050 (673 amino acids)
Cellular component (GO): NuA4 histone acetyltransferase complex
Molecular function (GO): protein binding
Source: RefSeq, a predicted model, not a curated record